UUCCAAUUUUCAACUUCUAUUCCUUUCUUCUUUCCUUUUACGUACCAUCAUCACAUUUUUAUUUUAUACUUUUUUUUUUUUAAUCAAUAAAGCAAAGCAACACUUUUUUUUCUUCUUCUCUCUUUAAAUUCCCCAAUUUCUCAAGCCCUAGAUUCUCGAUUUGGGAUCCGAAUUUGUUCUUUCUUCUUCAAUGGACUCCGAAGAUGAUAUGCACGAUGCUCACGAUAUGGAGUCCCUUGAAGAUGACGAUUUCUACAGUGGUGAUACGGAAGAAGGUGCGAUGGAUUAUUAUAGUGAUUAUGAUGAUGAUGCUGGUGAUUACUUUGAUGAUGCUGAUAAGAUUGAGUCUCGUCGACCUGAGCAAAAUUUUACCAUAUUGAAGGAAUCUGAUAUCCGAGUAAGACAGGAAGAUGACAUUGAUAGAGUUGCAGCUGUUCUUUCUGUAUCAAGAGUUGCUGCAAGCAUACUACUUCGUCACCACAAUUGGAGUGUCAGUAAAGUGCAUGAUGCAUGGUUUGCAGAUGAAGAGCGAGUCAGAAAAGCGGUUGGCUUGUUGGAGAAGCCAGUUGUCCAGCAUCCUAAUACCAGCGAGCUUACAUGUGGCAUCUGUUUUGAAAACUAUCCUCGCUCUGGGAUUGGAAUGGCUUCUUGUGGUCAUCCAUACUGUUUCUCAUGCUGGGAAGGAUAUAUCAGUACAUCCAUCAACGAUGGUCCUGGAUGUUUGAUGUUGAGAUGUCCUGAACCCACUUGUGGGGCUGCUAUUGGUCAAGAUAUGAUUGAUUUAUUAGCAUGUAAUGAAGAUAAAGAAAAGUAUGCCCGUUACCUUCGUAGAUCUUAUAUCGAAGACAAUAAAAAGUCAAAGUGGUGUCCUGCCCCUGGUUGUGAAUAUGCGGUUACUUUUGAUGCUGGAGGUGGAAAUUAUGAUGUCUCUUGCCUCUGUUCGUAUAGCUUUUGUUGGAAUUGCACUGAGGAGGCUCAUCGUCCAGUGGACUGUGGAACUGUGGUAAAGUGGAUUAUGAAAAACAGUGCAGAGUCCGAAAACAUGAACUGGAUACUUGCUAACUCAAAACCAUGUCCCAAGUGCAAGCGACCAAUCGAAAAAAAUCAAGGAUGCAUGCACAUCACGUGCACUCCACCCUGUAAAUUUGAAUUUUGCUGGUUAUGCCUUGGUGCAUGGUCAGACCAUGGUGAAAGAACUGGUGGUUUUUAUGCUUGCAAUCGUUAUGAAGCAGCUAAGCAAGAGGGAGUGUAUGAUGAUACUGAAAGAAGAAGAGAAAUGGCGAAGAAUUCAUUGGAGAGAUACACCCAUUAUUAUGAGCGGUGGGCCAGCAACCAAUCUUCAAGGCAGAAAGCUCUUGCAGAUCUAGAACAGAUGCAGAAUGUUCAUAUUGAGAAGCUUAGUGACACGCAGUGCCAACCUGAGUCACAGCUUAAGUUCAUUACGGAGGCCUGGCUGCAGAUAGUUGAGUGUAGGAGAGUGCUGAAAUGGACGUAUGCAUAUGGUUACUAUUUACCUGAGCAUGAGGGUGCAAAAAAACAGUUCUUUGAGUAUUUGCAAGGUGAAGCAGAAUCUGGUCUAGAGAGACUUCAUCAAUGUGCUGAAAAAGAACUACAGCAAUUCCUCACUGCUGAAGGCCAAUCUAAAGAAUUCAACGACUUCCGUACAAAAUUAGCUGGACUAACUAGUGUGACUAAAAACUACUUUGAGAAUUUAGUGAGGGCUUUAGAGAAUGGUCUAUCCGAUGUAGAUGCUAAUGGGGCUUCCUUCAGCAAAGCAACAAGCUCAAAAAAUGCUGCAGGGAGCAGUAAGGGGAGAGCUGGGAGAGGAAAGGGAGCUUUGCGAACAAACAGAACUUCUGAUGAUACUCACUGGAGCUGUGAACAUUGUACCUCUGUGAAUGUCAAAUCUGCCACCACAUGCCAGAUUUGCAAUCAACGUCGAUGAAAAUGUGGGUUCUCCGUUAGAAACACUUGUUACGGUGCGUGGCCACUGCACCAAAGGCUGAGAUUGGGUUCUUCUCAUUAUAUGCUGGCUCCAAUAUGUGAAGACAAUGAAGGGAAUGACAUAAAAUUGCAUAAAAAUUACCCUCCUUGCACUCAGCUGAAUUUGUUGUUUAUUUUCUGUUACAGGCUGUUGUAACUGAAUGUUGUAACAUAAUAGAUGCUGGAGAUGAACACAAAUGUGCUUGUUGUGCCCUUGUUCUUUUUCUUUUUAUUUUUCUUUUUAUUUUAUAAGAAACCUAGAUAUAUUAGUGUAUAUAAAUAACCUUAUGGUUGGGUUACAUUUUUAAAAGUCAUGAUAAGGAACAAAAUGAAUUAUAUACCA
This is a messenger RNA of Medicago truncatula (barrel medic), 2326 nucleotides long. RefSeq names its product probable E3 ubiquitin-protein ligase ARI7. The transcript has 15 exons. Gene Ontology annotation, molecular function: zinc ion binding; ubiquitin-protein transferase activity. Gene Ontology annotation, biological process: protein ubiquitination. The record is from RefSeq and is a predicted model, not a curated record. Lineage: Eukaryota; Viridiplantae; Streptophyta; Magnoliopsida; Fabales; Fabaceae. Bases 191 to 1945 code for a protein of 584 amino acids.